This is a messenger RNA of Salvelinus namaycush (lake trout), 2021 nucleotides long. RefSeq lists its product as uncharacterized. The record is from RefSeq and is a predicted model, not a curated record. The coding region runs from base 334 to 1251 and encodes 305 amino acids. NCBI's taxonomy places the organism in Eukaryota, Metazoa, Chordata, Actinopteri, Salmoniformes, Salmonidae. The transcript has 6 exons.
GGAAGGGCUGAGAGUACAAAGUCCUGCACCAGACUACAAUCUAUCAGAGCAACUUUUCGUUCACUCCAGCCUCUUUCUUUGGGUUGUCUUUGAUGGUUGACAUUUUUCUGUUCCAUCUGCGUAAGGAUUUUUUUGUUUUUAUAUUGUAAAACUGCAUCCAAGCUUCCUGGCGUGCUGUGCCCUACCCCUUAAAAGUGGGCUUCCUUUUGAAUGAAUGCACCUCCUGCCACUUCCAGACUCAUAAUCUCUGACUCAUAAUCCAUUGUACAGCUGGGAAGUCUCAGACUGUCUGUCAGUCUGUUAUUCUCUCUCUCCCUCUCUCUCUCAGGUGCCAUGAGGCUGCAACACUGUCUCUCCUGGAGCCUCUCUUUGCUACCGCUGCUCUUGUUGUCUUGUGGGUACCAGUGCGUGUCGGUCCACUUCCAGACCCCGCAGCCGGUCAAUGUACUCCCAGCCGGACGUCUAGUUCUCCAGGUCCAGAUCGACCGCGGUCCCAAAGAAAAGAUCUCCAUGAUAACCUGGGAACGGGAGCCAGAGAACGCAAAGACUCCAGGGAAUCCUGGGAAGGUGACGUUGAUUACGUUCCCCGGUCAAGGAAAACGCUUGGACGGGCGUCUGAGUUUGGAGGAGCAGGGGUCAAUACUGAAGCUGGAGGGCUUUGGCGUGGCGGACAGCGGGGUGUACAUCGUGACCGUCACUGACCAGGCUGGCAUCAAGACCGCUGGACAGUGUACCGUCAAGGAGUACGAGGCUGUGCACCACCCCUCAGUGAGAGUGAACGUGUCCCACUCCUCCCUGUUCUGUGUGGAGACCUGGGGGACAGACCUUAAAUUCAGCUGGCUCCACGAGCGGGCAGCCAUCACCGAUGCUGUGGGACACGUGUCGCCUGAUGGGAAGACCCUGUUCGUCUCCUCUGCCCCCAUCUGCGGUCACUUCACCUGCAUGGUGAGCAACAAGCUGGGCCACAGCUCUGCCACCUACACAGCAGAGCCGUGUGAGAGAGAGGGCAAGAGGACCACGGUGGCGGUGGUCUCGCUCGUCAUCCUGCUGGUCUGUGGAGCAGCGCUCGCUUUUCUACUGUGGAGAGUUUCUGUUGGUUUCUGUUUAGGAGACACAGGCGAUACAGUAACAGAGGCGAGAGGCUUCAGGAGGAUUUUGAGGACAACUUGUAAUGGUGAACCAUUGAUUACAGUACCCAAGUACUUUCGCUACACUCCCCUACUCAAAGAUGGACUCAUAAAAGGACAGUAAGUGUACAAAACACUUUGGGAGGAGCUUCCUUCCCUGUGAGCAGCAUGACCUUUCAGUGCAUUGGAACAAUGUGGAGAGUGAACUGCUUGUUGGCCAAUUGACGAGUUCUAAAAAUGGAAAGAGCAACUUUUGGUCAGUGUGUUGCCUGUUUUUGUCGUAGCUAUCAUUUUUACACCGCCUCUCAUUGUACUGAACUACACAUGCUAUCAUUUCUACACCGCCUCUCAUUGUACUGAACUACACAUGCUAUCAUUUUUACACCGCCUCUCAUUGUACUGAACUACACAUGCUAUCAUUUCUACACCGCCUCUCAUUGUACUGAACUACACAUGCUAUCAUUUUUACACCGCCCCUCAUUGUACUGAACUACACAUGCUAUCAUUUUUACACCGCCUCUCAUUGUACUGAACUACACAUGCUAUCAUUUCUACACCGCCUCUCAUUGUACUGAACUACACAUGCUAUCAUUUUUACACCGCCCCUCAUUGUACUGAACUACACAUGCUAUCAUUUUUACACCGCCUCUCAUUGUACUGAACUACACAUGCUAUCAUUUCUACACCGCCUCUCAUUGUACUGAACUACACAUGCUAUCAUUUUUACACCGCCCCUCAUUGUACUGAACUACACUUGCUAUUGUUUUUAUAUAACGCUCUAAAAUAAUUUGUUUUAAAUUAAAAACAAUUCCUUGUUUUGUAACUUUUGUAUAUUAUAAACGUAUUGUAUAUUUAGCUGUGUAUUCUUUGUAAUAAAAAGCACAUUUUAAACUG